AUGAGCAAAGAUAAGGAUGGAUGUGGAGAAACUUGUUUCAAUGGUAAGCAAUCCGGUAAUGGGAACAAAGCAGACCGAUUUAUUCGAUCACCUUUGGGUACUAUGAGAUUUGGUAAAAGAGGUAACGCACCAUUUAAUCCAAUGCGCUUUGGUAAAAGCUACGAUUCAGAUGAUUUAUCUACAAUCUUAUCAAUGACGUACGAGAAUGACGGAAAUAAUAAUGCUGGUGUUAAUAAUGACUAUCCUGUGUUUGAGGGUAAUCCAUUCUACUUAAAUUCUUAUCAAAAACGUCGUAAUCCGCUUGGUACAAUGAGAUUUGGAAAAUAA
Messenger RNA from Thelazia callipaeda (thelaziosis nematode), 327 nucleotides. Lineage: Eukaryota; Metazoa; Nematoda; Chromadorea; Rhabditida; Thelaziidae. The record is from the annotation of a GenBank genome assembly.